AUGUCUCGUGGUGGUACAACACUCUAUGUUACCGGCUUCGGAGCUGGCAUCCGUGCUCGCGAUCUUGCCUACGAAUUCGAACGCUAUGGUCGUUUGGUCCGCUGUGAUAUUCCAGCUCCUCGAACUGCCGCAUCUCGUCUGUUUGCCUUCGUUGAGUAUGAGUCCCGCCGCGAUGCCGACGACGCCUACCAUGAGAUGCACAACAAGCGUGUCGGUCGGGAUGACCUAUUGAAGAUUGAAUGGGCCCGCACACCUCCCUCGGCUUCUUGGCGAUUCGAUACUGGUGAAGACCGUCAAGCCCGUCGUGAUGGUGGCAGAGAUAGCGGCAGAGAACGUGUUGGAGCUAGCCGCCGUUCUCCUCGUCGUCGUUCAACCUCUCCCCGACGCGGCCGUUGCGACUACUCUCCCCGUAAAGACGACCGUGAUCGCCGAGAUCGUGAUCGUGAUUACGACAGACGAGACCGUGACCGAAACGAUCGCUCACGUAGCCCAGAUGAUAGGGAUCGCGAGAUGAAGGAUGAACAUGAUGACGUCCGAGAACCCGGUGCCAAUGGAGAUGACAGGAAAGUUACCAUGGAUUCUCCUCCUCCAGCGCAUGAUGAACUGGACACCGCCGAGUAA
Messenger RNA from Sclerotinia borealis F-4128, 621 nucleotides. Lineage: Eukaryota; Fungi; Ascomycota; Leotiomycetes; Helotiales; Sclerotiniaceae. The record is from the annotation of a GenBank genome assembly.